CAGAAUCCAGCAACCUUAUCUUCAAAAAAGUUCCAAACUGCCAAUGUCUUGUGAAUUUUUCAUGUCCAAAAUGUAGGACAUAAAAAAAAAGGAAUAAUAUUGAAGAGAAAAACAAAAAUAUGGCUACAAAUUUUCUCUCAACUGCAAACACCUUCCUCCUACCACCAUCAUCCUCAUCACAAUCUUUGUCAUAUGUUUACUACCCCAUCAAGUGCAGUGUGAAAAGACAAGUAAACCCUCCAAGUGUCAGCAAGAGAGGGCUAUCCAUCAGCAUUGUCACAAGCUUAGUGCUUUCAUUGGGUGGUAAGGGAUGCUUUGUUGAUCAUGCUAAUGCAGCAAUACUUGAAGCAGAUGAUGAUGAAGAACUCUUAGAAAAAGUGAAGAGGGACAGAAAGAAGAGGCUUGAGAGGCAAGGUGUGCUUAGUUCAUCCAAGAAAGAAACAGGAUAUCUUCAGGAUCUUGUGUACAAAUUGAGUGAAGUUGGUCAAGCAAUUGAAAGCAAUGAUCUACCUAAAGCAGGUUCUGUUUUGGGGAAAGGAACUGACACAGAUUGGGUCCAAAAGGCUAAUAUAGCUUUGAAUAAGCUGAGUUCAAGUGCUGAAGAAAAGAGUGAGGUGGACAUAUUCAAUUCUUCAUUAGCUUCAUUGAUUUCAUCAGUUGCUAGCAAUGAUGUUGAGUCCUCUAAGCUUGCUUUUGUGACUUCAGCUGCUGCCUUUGAGAAGUGGACCUCCAUGACAGGGCUGGUUGGUCAGCUUAAGGGGCUUUAAGCUCAGGAUUAGAAGCAAAGCAAUCAGACAUUUUAUUUCAUUUCAAAUUUAUUUAUUGAUGAAUAUAGAGAACUCCAUUGACAGCCACUGCCUUGGUUAUGAACUGUCUCACCCAAAAUUGCAAUUUUGAUGUCAUUUGGAAUUUCAUGAGAUGUAUUAUAUUUCUUCACCUCACAAUGAAAAUAGAAGGCACUUUUCAA
Messenger RNA from Arachis stenosperma, 967 nucleotides. Its product is annotated as thylakoid lumenal 16.5 kDa protein, chloroplastic. Gene Ontology annotation, biological process: photosystem II repair. The transcript has 4 exons. NCBI's taxonomy places the organism in Eukaryota, Viridiplantae, Streptophyta, Magnoliopsida, Fabales, Fabaceae. The record is from RefSeq and is a predicted model, not a curated record. The coding region runs from base 120 to 767 and encodes 215 amino acids.